GAACCAGCAGCUAUCGUAGAACCAAAAAAGAAAACGCCAAGCCCAGGCGUCCUCUCUCUGCACCUCGCGAGAGCGAAAAAGAAACCUAAUCCCCAAUCCCUCUCCCCUCUCCUCUCCUCUCCUCUCCCCUCGUCCUCGCCGGAUCCGGCGGUUGCGCUACCGAUCGCCGCCUCGGACGGCGAAGAUGUCCCACGGCGACACCAUCCCCCUCCACCCCUCCUCCCAGUCCGACAUAGACGAGAUAGAGAAUCUCAUCAACGUCGGCCCCGCCACCGUCCUCCCCGCCCGCCCCACCAGCCCCCCACGCGCCUCCAUUCCCGUCUCCUCCUCCCUCUUCAUCCCCUCCAACCUCCCCCCUCCUGCCCCUUCGGCGCCGGCAGCCGCCUACCAAAAGGCUCCCACUGCCGUGCCGCCGAGCGUCCCCUCCGCCGAGAGCUCCCGCGGCGGCAUCGCGGCCGACGGCUUCGGGUCGCCGCCCAACACGCUGACGGAGCCCGUCUGGGACACCGUCCGGCGGGAUCUGUCGCGGAUCGUGAGCAAUCUGAAGUUGGUCGUCUUUCCGAACCCCUUCCGGGAGGAUCCGGGCAAGGCGCUCCGGGAUUGGGACCUCUGGGGCCCCUUUUUUUUCAUCGUCUUCCUCGGACUCACCCUUUCUUGGUCGGCGUCUGUGAAGAAGUCUGAAGUGUUUGCUGUUGCAUUUGCGGUACUUGCAGCUGGUGCGAUUAUUCUCACUUUAAAUGUUCUACUUCUGGGUGGGCACAUAAUAUUCUUCCAGAGUCUCAGUCUUCUUGGAUACUGCCUUUUUCCUCUGGAUAUCGGAGCUCUAAUUUGCAUGCUGGAGGACAAUGUCAUAAUCAAGAUAAUUGUAGUGUCGAUAACAUUGGCAUGGAGCUCAUGGGCAGCAUAUCCAUUCAUGAGUGCAGCUGUUAAUCCGAGGCGGAAGGCCUUAGCCCUGUAUCCUGUUUUCCUCAUGUAUAUCUCCGUUGGCUUUUUAAUCAUUGCAAUAGAUUAAGAAAUCAAUGGGUAAUCACUUUGUGAUUUUACAGUUUGGGGUUAUAAACCCCUGUUUCACUGAAUUGCCAAGACAGACAGAAGUAUGGUUACAUAUUUCCCUGUUGCUGGCUUCCUGUGUCUUAUUUUAUACUUUUGAGUUUGUUGUUUAGACUUCAGAGACUUAUACACUACAUUUGGCUUAAAGUUGUAAAAUGUUGGUUGCUGCUGGCUUCAUAUCUUAGAAGGUUCCAUAUUGCAUGGAGCCUAACAUCUGACCGCCAGAUUCAAGACGGCUGUAAAUUUUGACCUAUGAAAUGAGAGUGAAAGGUUUGUUAUCCAAAUUGAAAUGCAAUAAUAUUUUUUCUUUGGAAAA
Molecule: messenger RNA, 1366 nt
Organism: Elaeis guineensis (African oil palm)
Lineage: Eukaryota; Viridiplantae; Streptophyta; Magnoliopsida; Arecales; Arecaceae
Product: protein YIP4b
Biological process (GO): endoplasmic reticulum to Golgi vesicle-mediated transport
Cellular component (GO): trans-Golgi network; membrane
Source: RefSeq, a predicted model, not a curated record